Molecule: messenger RNA, 2861 nt
Organism: Oreochromis aureus
Lineage: Eukaryota; Metazoa; Chordata; Actinopteri; Cichliformes; Cichlidae
Product: zinc finger protein 13-like
Exons: 4
Coding region: 527-2119 (530 amino acids)
Cellular component (GO): nucleus
Source: RefSeq, a predicted model, not a curated record
GCGGUGAUCACAUCGCAGGUACCAACCUGCUAGCUCAAGAAAAACUACAUCUCUUGAGUGUUGUUUUAAUGCUCAGUGAAGAUAUUUUGCCACCAACUACUGUCGGGCAUUACGGACCUGUGCUUUUGGUCGUUUCUUCUUCAGUUGCGCUGUCAGCUUCAGGGCUGAAUAGUAAAGGCUGCGCUUGGUUGGCUCCCGUGUUUACACGUUAACCGGAGGUAACAUUAGCUAGCUCGGUGUAACGGCACUGAACGCCUUGCCUGGUCACAGCCAGUUUCUCAACGCUAGACUGAAGUUAACUAUGUUUAUACUCUUCUUCCAUACAAACUGGCUUUUUGCACUACAGCAUAUUGCUUGCCAUCACCGUGUGUAACACUAACACUAGCAGUCUCUUAAGUGAUAAAGCAUUUAGGAUUUUUUGUGAUUAUUAUAACAUUACUAUAAAGAAGCACACGUUGUAGAUAUCGAGUUAUAAAUGUCUGAUGGCGUAAUGCUGUAAAUUGGCUGUUUAGUAUGGCAGCAUCUCAUGGCAGUUCAUAGAUGCCACGGCAGAGGAGUGUAUAGCGGUAGCCACGUCGUCCGUCUACUCCCUCUGGAGGCAAACCACAGAAGAAAACAGCAGUGGCAACCAGCUGUUGUCAUUAAAACAGCAUCCAUAAAACAAAGGACAAUGGAGUCUGUGAGGAGCGCUUUCCAUGCUCAGCUGGCCACCGUCAUGGACUCACUGCUGGCAGCCGCUGUGUGCGAGAUAGCCAAGAUCUUUGAGAGCAGCCUGUGUGAACAGCAGGCGGAGCUGGCGCAGAAAACCGAGGAGCUUUCCAUCCUCCGGUGUAAGCUGGAGAAAGUGGAGAGGAGGCAGAAGGCAAAGGGUGGAGGGAGCGAGGAGGGAGAGAUGUCCUCAGGAGACAGAGAGGGCAGCUUGAAGCAACAGACCCUGACAGGAUCAGACCCAGUAGAAGGAGUCAGCCAGAGCCUUGGUAAACUGAAGGAGGAGGUCAAGGGUCAGGAUGGAGCUUCAGUAAAGCACGAGCGUGCUGGGUCACGGCCUGGCCUGGGGUCUUUCACAGCCCAAGCGCCAGAGAGAAGCCUCGCAGUUGGGGACGAGAUGCAGAUUGAUGCCCUGACUCCUACACAAGCUAAGACAAAAUUAUCUCACUGGGAUCAGAGCAGUCGUGGUGCAGACCACAGACCCCUUCAGGAUCAAGCCUCUGCCCCAUUUCUCUCCAUCUCCCAGAGUGGACGCUGCUCCCCCAGACCUGACCCUAGCCUGGCUCAACCAAGUGAGUGGUUACCUGGGUUGGACACCACCCGAGGUGGGGUGUCCAGUCUGGAGAACCUGCAGGCAGACAGCACCAGCUGCACUGGUGCAGCUAGCAGCAGCACUGGCACAGAUGCGCCCUGCUUCAGGCCUGGUUUUGGCUCAGAUGAGACCAGCAACGAAGAUGAUGACUCUUUCCCAUUUCUGGACCAGGAGCCUGAGAACCAAAACUCCAACCAGAACGCAGAGAGGGGGGCCCAGCAGGAUCAAUCCCAAGCUCCACCUGGUGAGUCACUAUGGAGACCAAGAGACGAGAGGGGUGGGAGACCCUCCAUGAAUAACACGCGGCGAGUCACAAAUUUUGGAAACAGAGAUCCUCUCCGACCCCAGUCUAAUACACAGCUGCUCACUUUACGACACACAAACGCUCUUAGCCACCCUCCAGCUUCAAGUGGAGGGAACGGCCGACCUUACACCUGCCCAUACUGCACAAAGUGUUUUACGUACCCCUCCCACCAACGCAGACACCUUUUACGCCACACAGGAGUCAGACUGCAUCCCUGUCAGUUUUGUGAAAAGAGCUUCCUCACUCCCUCUGAGCUCACUGUGCACACUCGCACACAUACAGGGGAGCGGCCUUUUGGCUGUGCUCAGUGUGGUAAACGUUUCGCCCGCAGCGGGAACCUGAGAGCGCACCAGCGGGACGUUCACAUGGGGAAGAGGCCCUUUGCUUGCACAGAGUGCGGAAAGAGAUUUGCCCACAGGGGAAACCUUAGGGUGCACAAUCACAGAGUCCACCAAGGAGAUCCCUACUACAUGGAUGACCAGCAGGAGCCUGACAUAGUCCCAAAUCCCAUUUAAAAAGAUUUUUUAAAUUAAAAAAAUGGAUCUGCACUUUGAAUUUCAUUUGCACAAUAAAACCUAAAAACUUCUUUGAAGGUUGCCUGUAUUAGUGAGCACUUAAAAUAGUUUAAAAUACUUCAGGUUUUUGUUUUAUUUGUUUCUGUUUUGAGACAAGUGUUAAAUUAAUUAUCCAAAGUUUAAGCUACAUUUAUUGACCCACAGAAUCAAAGUUAGUUUCUAAAUGUUUUUUUCAGUUUUGACUCAUAAUUUUGGGUCACGCAAAAAGAAAGAGUGUCUUAUUUUGCUGUAUUGUAAAUGAAUAGAUGUAAUUUUCCAAGAAUAAAAAACACUGGCUGCUGAUGUGAAGAAUGUAAUAAUAAUGAUUCUUCAGGCUGACUUUAUCUUCCAGUGCUGUUCUUCCCUGUAUGUGGACAGUUGGCAAAUGGAUCCAUGCACCUUUUCAUUACUUAAUAUGACAAAACUCCAAAAUAACAAUAAUAAUAAUAUUUUUUGUAAAGUGACUAAAGAAAGACUAGUUGGUAUUAGCUUAGGACAUGUGGCACGCAGAGGUAGGAUAGCACAUCUGUUUCUUCACAUUUGUCCUGUACUGCCUAUCUCCUCAAACCAUUAAGUUGAAUGUAUUGUGAAAAAAAUGGAAAUGUGUUCCUGCAACAAGUCCAUAAUCAUGAUGUUAAAGAACUGUACUUUCCUUUCAGCCUGUUUUUGCGAAGUGAAAUUAAACACUAUAGUCAUGCAUUAA